AAGUGUUAUUUGGUUCGCACAUUUCAGAAAGGAUAAAUGUGAAUUCUUGUUUGGCACUCAAAUAUGAGAAAUUGCAUCUCGCAUUGAUAACAUGAUACCAUUACAGAUACUUGGAUAUUCUUUUUUGUUAAUUGUUACAAACGAUAUAAUACAAGGACAUGGAUAUUCGGUGGAUACAAAUACACGAGACGCAAACGAAGAGGAAAAUAUGCUGAACGAUGCGCCAAAUGCAGCAAGUGAAGAUUCUUAUAAUGUUAAAAACAGAAAAGGUGGAAGACGCGUAUUCGCGGGAGGUUGUGCCCAUAGACCGGAUACACCUAUAAACGGCAAGAUUAAAUGUUCUCUGAACAGUGGCUGCACUGCAAGUUGUGCGCCAGAUUACAAAUUUCCGAAUGGCGCGUUUCAUCUGUCGAUCACCUGCAUUGAUAAGGAAUGGCACAUUGAAGGAACCGAAUGGAAUUUGAUACCGCAUUGUGAACCGAUUUGCAUGCCCGAAUGUCAAAACAAGGGCAUAUGCAUUGCACCUCAUCAUUGCGAUUGUCCCGAACAUUUCAGCGGCCCGCAGUGCCAAUUUGAGGAUAAACCAUGUUUGAAUUAUCCACCGCCCGUGCUUAAUUCUUAUAAAAAAUGUAACUCAAAAACAUGCACUGUCUCCUGCAUGAAACAUUUUACAUUUCCUGAUAGUUCAUCUGUCGCCAAUUUAAUAUGCAAGGAUGGGAGCUGGAAACCAACCAGAAGUGAUUGGAUCUCGAUUCCGGAUUGCGAACCUGUAUGCGAGCCGCCUUGCCAAAACGGCGGCAAUUGUUUACCGACGAAUUUAUGCCAAUGUCCACAGGAUUAUCGAGGACCUCAAUGUCAAUACUCUGCCGAUACUUGCGAUGCCGAGAAACUACGUUUUAAUGGCGGAUAUCACUGUACUGGCGACAGCGAGACAUAUUCCUGCACACUGAAUUGUCCUUCGGGAGUGGAAUUCGAAUUCCCACCAGCCACAGCUUAUAUCUGCACUUAUGAUAAGGGCGUCUUUGAACCGCAGCCAAUACCACAAUGUAAGGUCGAUAAAAACAUUAAGAUCAUCUCACUCGGUACCUCCUAUAACACCUACGUACGGGAAUCGAAUCAUUCAUGGUCAAUGCAUGAUAUUUUCGGCACGAAACACUCUCAGGAAAUUCAUAACGGAUAUUACGGUGUUCACGGUGGCGGACGCGAUGCGUCCUCAUAUCCGAUUGAGUCCAAUGGCGUAAUGAUAAUCGAGAUGAAUCGACCGAGACCUAAGACGUGCUUCACUUGGGGCGGCGCGCACUAUAAGACCUUCGACGAUAGAAUUUAUAGCUUCAACAGCGACUGCUCGCACACGCUUCUUCGAGAGACCCAAGACGGUGUCUGCACGAUUAUAGCGCUUAAUAGUCCGGGAUGCAAGGCCGGAUCAUCAGGUCGUUGCGUCAAAAUCAUAAAGCUGUUCGUACAUAACAAGGAAUAUACGCUCACCAGCGACGAGAUGGGGAUGCCAAUGUUUUUCAAUGGCAAACGAUCUUUACCAAUACCUGUAUACUUGCCUGGAUUGCGUGUGGACAAGUCUGCUCAUUUCAUCAUUGUUUCUCUUGACUCGUUGGGCAUGAAGCUAAAGUGGGACAGCGCUUUGUUACUGCAGAUCGAGGCAUCCGAGAGUAUGUGGAACAAGACAACCGGCCUGUGCGGCACGAUGAAUGACGAUCAAAAUGACGAGUUCCUAACAAAGAGCGGAAGUUAUGCUAGCAGUAUAUUGGCAUUCGCCAAUUCUUGGCGUGUCGAUGAUCUUGGAGAAAUGUGUGACGACUAUCCAAGUACACGACAUCCGUGCGAAACAGAAGAUAAGUUUGCUAGAGACGCUUUUGAAUUUUGUACUGAGUUACUCUUCAAUCAUAAAUUUAAGACUUGCGCCAAUACGAUAAAUCUUUCUGAAUUGACCGAGGCAUGCUUAUGGGAUUAUUGCGCGUGUGAGCAUGAUGAUAAAAGGAAAUGUGCCUGCCAUGCCAUGGAUGUUUACAUCCGCCAAUGCGCUCACAAGGGACUCGCGCAAUUAACUGCGUGGAGAAGCAAUGAUACUUGUCCGAUUUUUUGCGAUGGUGGACGAGUAUAUCUAUCAUGCGGCCCGAAGGUGGAAGCGUCCUGUUUUUCCGGUAUCGAGACGAACCAGGAAAUCUCUUCCGAAUGCGAGGAAGGUUGUUUCUGUCCAGUAGGUACUUUGGAACACGGAGGCAAGUGCAUCUCUCCGGAAGAAUGCCCGUGUAGAUUGAGGGGUAAAUUAUUCCAACCGGGCUCGAGCGUGCAAAAGAAGUGCAACACUUGCACAUGUAUUUCCGGCAAAUGGGUGUGCACGCAGAUACGUUGUGGCGCCAGAUGCGCAAUCGUGGGCGAUCCGCAUUACACCACGUUCGAUGGCAAGCAUUACGAUUUUAUGGGAAAAUGCAAAUACUAUUUGAUGAAGGGAGAAAAUUAUUCAAUUGAAAGCGAAAAUGUCCCAUGUUCCGGAGCGAUAUCCGAGAAUUUGGGCUUUGCUUCCGUAGGCUCUCCAUCAUGCACUAAAGGCGUUACAAUUAAUUUUAAGGAUACCGUUAUUAAAUUAAAACAAAGUCGCCAGAUUACGAUAAACGGUGACGAGAUAAUAAAAUUUCCGAUGUUGUUCAAUGGUGCUCGAAUACGAACCGCGAGCAGUAUAUUCGUGGUGAUUCAGUUGCCAAAUGCUUUAGAAAUAUGGUGGGACGGUGUAUCACGUGUUUACAUCAAUGCUCCAGCCGAAUUUCACGAUCGAACGAAAGGACUUUGCGGCACGUUUACCGAAAAUCAAAAAGAUGAUUUCAUAACGCCUGAUGGUGAUAUUGAGAUCGCAGCAAUCGUCUUUGCCAAUAAAUGGAAAACGAACGAAUAUUGCAUUGAUGAGUUUGAAAGUGAAUCAAAACACCCUUGCGAUCUAAAUCCUCAAAGGAGAGCUAACGCAGAAGAAUAUUGUUCCAAGAUACAUAGUGAUAUUUUCUCAGAUUGUCACUGGUACGUUGAUCCAUUAGAAUUUUAUCAAGACUGUAUGUACGAUAUGUGCGCAUGCGAUACCGAUGUAAAGUCAUGCCUCUGCCCGAUGUUGGCAGCCUAUGCGAAAGAUUGCGCGGCACUAGGCGUAAAGCUUUUGUGGCGUGCUGAGAUUGAAGAAUGCAAGAUUCAUUGCGGCGGCGGACAGACUUAUCAAAUCUGCGGAAAUAGCUGCACCAGAUCGUGCACGGAUAUAUCCUUUUAUCGAGAUUGCAAGCAAGAAUGCGUGGAAGGUUGCAAUUGUCCGGAGGAUCAAACACUGAACACAAACGGCGAAUGUAUCCCGAUCGUUCAGUGUCCUUGCAUUUAUGCUGGUCGCGAAUACAAGCCUAAUCAUCGAGAGGUCCGUCCGGGCAACAAGGGACAGGAGAUUUGCUCUUGCAUAGGCGGCGUAUGGGAGUGCCGAUUAGCAACACCGGAUGAGAUUCGAGAAUAUCCACCGAUCACGGAUCUGCUCUGCCCUGCUAGCAAACAUCUGGAGACGACGGAUUGUCAACCAGUGGAGCAGAAAACGUGCAGCAAUAUGCACAUGCCGAUCAAACAGACGCCAUUGGUGUGUACAUCCGGUUGCAUUUGCAAAUCCGGAUAUGUCUUAGAUGUAGCGAGUGGCGUGUGUGUCAAGAAAGAGGAUUGUCCCUGUCUUCAUGGCGGAAAAAGCUACAAAGAAGGCUCGGUUAUACAGGCCGGGUGUAACACUUGCACAUGUAAGGGCACCAAGUGGGAAUGCACGGAUCGAACUUGCGCAGGAAUUUGCUCCGUGUGGGGUGACUCGCAUUACAAAACAUUCGACGGUAAGAUGUACAGUUUUCAAGGCAUAUGCGACUAUGUUUUGACGAAAGGUGCGCUAAGCAAGGAAGAAUGUUUCGACGUCUCGAUUCAGAAUGUGCCUUGCGGUACGAACGGAGUUGCGUGUUCAAAGUCAAUCAAGCUAAUAAUUGGGAGCGGUACACAGCAGGAAGAGCUUGUCUUGACAAAAGGAAAGGAAUUACCGAAAAAAACUUACAAGAGAAUGAUGAUAAGAAACGCUGGUCUCUUUGUGUUUGUCGAUGUGCCGGACUUGGGAUUGGUAUUACAGUGGGACAAAGGUACCAGAGUUUACGUGAGAUUAAAUCCGGAAUGGAAAGGCCGCACGAUGGGCCUAUGCGGCGACUACAAUAACAAUGCCGAGGACGAUUUCAAAACGCCAUCCGGCGGAAUAUCCGAAGUCUCUGUCAAUCUAUUCGGGGACUCAUGGAAAAAGAAUGCGUUCUGUCUCGAACCAAAAGAUAUACAGGAUGAUGCCUGUGAACGACAUCCAGAACGUAAGCUAUGGUCAUUACGGCAGUGCAAUGUGCUCAAAUCGCCAUUGUUUUCGCCAUGUCACUCGGAAGUGGAGGUAGAGCCGUAUCUGCGCAAUUGCAUCUUCGACACGUGUAGCUGUGAUGCCGGCGGCGACUGCGAAUGCCUAUGCACUGCAUUGGCUGCAUAUGCGCAUGAGUGCAACGUACAGGGCGUUCCUGUGAAAUGGCGUACGCAAGAACUUUGCCCGUUGCAGUGCGACGAGAAAUGUAGUACAUAUUCGGCUUGCGUCUCAACCUGUCCACGUGAGACAUGCGACAAUUUGAUGACCGUGAAACACAGCUCACACCUAUGUGCGGAAGAUACAUGUGUAGAGGGUUGUCGGUUCGAACCCUGCCCCGAUGGUCAAGUGUAUCGGAACACCAGUUAUACAGAAUGUAUAUCCAAGUCGAUGUGUGCGAAACCGUUCUGCGUUGAGAUCAACGGAACGACAUACUACGAGGGUGAUCGAGUAAACGGCGACGAUUGUCAGAGCUGUUUCUGCAGUCGUGGUACAGUGACUUGUAAUGGAGAGGCUUGCACCAGCACUACUAUAGCUAAUUUUGCUACCGUGCCCUUGAUGGAACCUCAAAAAUGUGUGGAUGGGUGGUCUAUGUGGAUCAAUCAGGAUCCAGAGAUAAAAGGGAAAAAAUUUUUGGAUGAGGAGCCAUUGCCUAGUUUAAUGAAUUUUGCUAAUGUGAACGGAUUAGCGAUUUGCGACAGAGAGCACAUGGUCGACAUAAGAUGUAGAUCCGUCAAGGAUCAUUCGAGUCCGAAAGAAACUGGCUUGGAUGUAGAGUGUAGCUUAGAGCGCGGUUUGUACUGUCAAUCGCAUCUUCCAGAUCUUCCUUGCGUAGAUUUUGAGAUCAGCGUGCUAUGUCGCUGCUCCGAACCAAUCAUACACGGCAUCGAAAAUGCGACAACGGAAAUUGGAUUGCCAAAGGAAUGCGAUGUAACGCAUCCCAAUUCGCCUCAUCCUACCAAUUGCCAGCUAUUUUAUCAUUGCGUUCCUACGCCGACAGGACAUGAACUGGUGGAAAAAUCAUGCGGUCCCGGCACCUUGUACAAUUCCGAGACUCAAGUAUGCGAUUGGCCGGCGGAAGUUGUACGUACGCGACCAGAGUGUUCGAUCGCACCCGGGCAGACCACGCAGAUCAGUAGCGGAACCGAAUGGAAUACCAACUAUGAGAACACGGUGAAAAAGAUAGUAUCGACAAUGAAUGUAUGCAAAAACGGUGAGACAUGGAGUGAAUGCGCGAUCCCGUGUACCAAGACCUGCCAAUAUUAUCAUCAUAUCCUGAUGACACAAGGUCAUUGCAACGAAGGUAUUGAUUGCGUCGCUGGAUGCAUCCCGAUCGAUCAACCGACGUGUCCCUCCCACAAAUUCUGGCGAGAUGGUAUCACCUGCGUAGAGGCGAAUCAUUGUCCUUGUAUAUCUCACGAUGGUAACUCGGUCGCGCCAGGCGCUGUCAGGAAAGAAUCCGAUUGCGAGACCUGCCAGUGCAUCAAUAACUAUUACACGUGUGAUACAACUUUCUGCUACAACGUAUCAAGUCAUAAAGAAACGAUAGGAACGGGAAAAGGACCAGAACCGAUCGAAGCUAUCAGUACGCAAUCAUCAUUCAGUACGACUUCGGAAAGUACUUGGAAAAUAUUACCUGUUACUUCAUCGCCUUUGAUCGAGCACACGAUUUUUAUACAGAGCACAGUUACACCGCCCGAAGAAUGCGACGAUGCAAACUACGUGCCAUUAAUACGAAAUCUGCGAGAAACAGUAACUAUUCGUGCUAGUAGCAGCAAAAAUCCUGUAUUACGAUCUGACAAUCUGCUGAUAUAUACAGAGAGAAACUUUUCGUCGUUACCCGAGAAAUUUUGGGAACCCGAGAUAACAAAUACAAAUCAAUGGCUUGACGUUGAAUUUGAUAGACCUGAACCGGUUUAUGGUGUCAUCUUACAAGGUGCCGUAACCGAGGAUAAAUUUGUAACCAGUUACAAGGUACUCUUUUCAGAGAAUGGUCAAAGCUUCUCGUACACGCUCGACCAUGAAAAACAACCGCGCGUAUUCAGAGGACCUGCUGACAAAAUCCAAUCUGUGAAGCAAAGAUUAUAUCAACCGAUCGAAGCAAGAAUUAUUCGUAUUAAUCCGCUAACAUGGCAUAACGGGAUCGCUGUUAAAGUAGAGGUGCUAGGUUGUAAGGAUCAUGUAUCACCGAUGAUGACGACAACGACAACCGAACAACCGAUAAUAAAGACAACAAUCUCCGAGAAGAUCGUGAGACCAGUGUGCGAAGAUUCAAUGGGAUUGGACAAUGGGCUGAUGGCUAUUGAACAAGUCUCGGUAUCGAGUUCGCCGCAGUUGAUUCAAAAUCUUCCGUUAUCCUCGGAAGGAGUAUGGCGUGCCACUUUAGAUAAUCCGCAUCAGUAUGUUCAAUUAAACUUUUUAGAACCUCGAAAUUUGACCGGAAUCACGACCAAGGGAGGAGAGAACGCUUGGACAAUCGUAUACAAAGUAUUCUAUAGCAAUGACGGGCGUCACUGGAAUCCAGUCGUCGACGAAAAUGGCAAUGAGAAAGAGUUUCUCGGCAAUUUCGAUGCGGAAAGUCGGCAAACAAACUUCUUUGAUAGACCGUUACACGCGAGAUUAUUGAGAAUACAACCCAUCAAAUGGCAUAAUCAUGUCGCAUUAAAGGUUGAAAUCCUCGGCUGCUAUUUGGCGUAUCCCGCAUUAGAGGUAUCGGAAAUCAAAUCGACAACGACAUCGUCUUCGUUUGAGCGAAAGUGCAAUGUAUGCGACGGAAUCGAUUGGACAACGUUGGACGAUGAAGAACGUUGCAAAUGCGAAGAUCUUUAUUGGUGGGAUGGAGAAUCAUGCGUAUCAAAGCGGGAAUGCCCCUGCGUAGUUGGACAUGUUCCUUACGCGGUAGGCAGCGUCUACGAAACGGAGGAUUGUCAACAGUGCGUAUGUGUCUUGGGCGGAACGUCCACGUGUUCACCGAAAAAAUGCGAACCUUGUCUGGAACCGGGUUUACGAUCUGUCGUCAGCAAACUGUGCACUUGCCUAUGUAAACCUUGUCCAGCAGGCACGAGACACUGUCCUACAAGUGACGUUUGUAUAAAUGAAACUUCGUGGUGUAACGGUGUUCAAGACUGUCCGGAUGACGAGAAUGAUUGUCCAGAAAUAAUCUCCACGACGCCUGUCGCGGCUGAAGUUUCAGAAACAACAAAUACGAUUGGUCUACAAGUUAUGACAACUUUGAGUCCUAUUCAAAUUAGUCCACAACCAUGCGAGGAACCACUUUGUCCAUUUGGUUACAAAGUAGUCUUCAAACAAUCAUUCCAGCAACAGGAGAAAUUGAAUCACCAUAUUAAGACAAAUGUAAAAUCCAAAAAGCGCAAAGGUUUUUCAAAGACGAAAGGAUACAAGAAGCAUCCGUUCCAUGAGCGUCCGACGAAAAAUCAAGAUCAUCAGUCAGCAGUGGAAGACAUUCAAUGUCCUGAGUUUAUCUGCAUGCCCAACAAGUUGCCGCCUGUCCUUCCCGGCAGCAAGAAGCCGGAGACAUGUCCGGAGACAUUGUGUCCUCCACAGUACGAAGUGGUAUUCGAGAGAACAAGUAUGUACAAGAAGCACAAGUGUCCCAAGUACGUGUGCCGACCAUUGAAACCGCAGGAAGCGAUUUGCAAUGUCACCGGAAGAACGUUCAACACCUUCGACAACAUGGAAUAUAAAUAUGAUAUUUGCAAUCACAUUCUAGCCCGCGACAUGUAUGGUAACGAAUGGUACAUCACACUGGAGAAGCUAUGCAUUGACAAACUUGGGCAACGGCACUGCACCCGUGUCCUAGUGGUGAUGCUGAACGAACGCGCGAUCGUGCUUUAUCCGAACUUGCAGGUGGAGAUCGACGGUUAUACCUUCACGGCCGAGCAGAUUGCCCGUUUCGGAAAUCGAUUUCCCGGCUUUGAACUUUCGCGCACGGGCGACAGAAUCGUCUUCCUCUCGCAUCGCUACGGUUUCUGGGUGAUUUGGGACUCGAGUACCAACGUAAAGAUUGGGGUCGUCGCAAAACUAUUGGGUCGUAUAGAUGGCCUAUGCGGAUACUUUGACGGCAAUAUCGCGAAUGAUCGCCAAACACCUGAGGGAACGCAGGCGAGAAGCACCAUUGAAUUCGGAAACAGCUGGGCGAUGGAAGAUGUGAAAGAAUGUGAUCUACAUGUCUGCCCGCACGACAUUCAGGAACAGGCUUGGAUGAUUUGCAAUUCCGUGAGAAGUCCGAUGCUGCUGGAUGCGUGCUCCACGAUCGUCGAUCUUGACAGAUUUGUCUCUCGCUGCGUGGAGAGUGUGUGCUCCUGUUUGCAUUCUUCUAACUCCUAUGAGGAUUGCCGAUGUCGCUUGUUAACGAGCUUCGUCGGCGAAUGCGAAGCUGCUGCCGAUUCUGGCGCGAAUCUAUUGACAGAUUGGAGAACCGUUUAUGACUGUCCCGCGAGUUGUCCAUCGCCAUUCGUUCAUCGGGACUGCUUCCGCAGCAAAUGCGAAAUCACCUGCGAUAAUCUGCACGAGGUAGAACCGUGUCCACCGAUGCGAGGUAUCUGCUUUCCUGGUUGCUUCUGUCCGGACGGCCUGGUACGUCGAAACGACGCCGAAUGCGUACCACCGACGCACUGUCUGGACUGCGUGUGUGAUGGCCUUGGCGAUGCCAAAUUCAUCGACUUCAAUCGCAAAAACUUUAGAUUCACCGGCAAUUGCACUUACCUGCUAUCAGGAAACGUAAUGGAAAACGCGAAGAGUCGAAGGAACGGGACACGCGCGUAUCAGAUUUUGAUCACCAACGGAUAUUGUGCCACCGGUAUCUGCACGGAGGUCAUCACACUGCUUUACGAUGAACAUGUGGUUCAAAUAAGACGUGCGGAAUCAUCGAAGGAUCUGCAAGUGUUGAUCGACGAUUCCCGAGUGGAGAGAUUCCCAAUUGACUACACGUGGAUCGUAUUGAAUCAAAUGUUAACCGGAGAUGUAACUUUACUGGUACCGUCAAUCCAAUUAGAAUUUGUCGCUUUUCGACAAAAUUUCGCGUUUACUUUGAAACUACCUUCGCAUAUCUUCAGCGAUGUUACCGAAGGUUUAUGCGGUAAUUGUAACGCCGAUGCCGAGGGUGGCUUCGAGAAACGCGAUGGAGAGAUCACGCAGGAUGUCGAAGAUUUCGGUAAAUCCUGGUUGGUCAAGGAUCUGUCGACGCAGUUGGGCCUCAGCGAUCAGACGUGCUUCAGUGAACAUCAGCCACAGUGUACGCCACCGCCAGCUGACAAAGAUAUUUGCAAAAAGCUUUUGGAUUUACCACAGUUUAUACAGUGUCACAGUCUCAUCGAUCCAAAACCAUACAUGGAUUGCUGUUACGAUGCAUUAUGCACUGAUGGAAACUAUUGCGACAGUUUGGAAAUGUAUGCGAGGAAGUGUCUGGAAGCUGGUUUGUGUCCAGCUUGGAGAACCGAUGAAAUCUGCCCGUACGAAUGUCCUAAAGAUCUUGUCUAUCAACCAUGCGGCUCUAGUUGUAAGGAAACAUGCGAUACUUUGAAUAAAUCGAACAAUCCAAAGUGUGCAUCCGGUCCUGUCGAAGGAUGCUUCUGUCCAAAGGAUUAUGUAUUCCACAAUGAUUCUUGCAUAUUGAAACAGAACUGUUUUGUCUGUGAUAAAGACGGUCAUGUACAGGGAGAUAUCUGGUAUCCAGACAAAUGUACCGAAUGCAACUGUAACAGUGGGAUUGUAAGUUGUCAGAAGACAGAGUGCCCUGUAUUGGAUACGAUCUGCGAGGAAAAUAUGACACCUGUACUUGUUAAUGGAACUGAAGAGAGAUGUUGUGCCAAGUAUUUAUGCGCUCCAAAACCGACAGCUCCUACGAUAUGUAUUGAGCCACAAGAGCCAGAAUGUGGUUUUGGUCAGAUAAUGAAAGCGGUUAUUGACGAUGAUGGGUGUCACAAAUUUAUAUGUCAAUGUCUACCUGUAAACGAGUGUCCUACUUUCAAUGAACUUUCAAACGAAGUGGAACAACUGCAGCCCGGUUUCGUACAAGUGAUGAAUACAUCCGGCUGCUGUCCGCGACCAAGUAAAAUGUGUGAUCCAGGAACUUGUCCUUCUACAGCAAAAUGUCCAGAUUAUUAUGAUACUACAGCAAUUAUGCUUCCAGACAGUUGUUGUCCCACUUAUGAAUGCGUGCCUCCAAAAGACAUUUGUCUUUAUACAAACGAUGAAGAUCAAAGCAGGCAGAAUGUAAUAGCGAAACAAAUUGGAGAGGAAUGGAAGGAUGGUAAAUGCAAGACAUGCUUAUGCGAGAAUUCGCAUGAUGGUCCUAAAGUAAAUUGUUUAAUCAUGGAAUGUCCAAGUAUGAAUGCACAUCCUGAUAUAAAAGAUUAUGUAUUGGAAGAAGUACUAUUGGAUGAUAAAUGCUGCCCAAUCUUUGAGCGUACUGCUUGCAAAUGGAAAGACAAAAUAUAUAAUAUUGGCGAAAAUUGGAUGCCUAAUGUUGAAGAUGCUUGUCUUUCGAUGUAUUGUGGCAAAGAUUUAGGUAGUGUUCAAGUAUUAACUAAAGUCCAAGAAUGUAAUACUGUGUGUGACUAUGGUUAUACAUAUCAAGUGCCUAAUGACACUAGUGUUAAUUGUUGUGGGACGUGUAUCCAAGUUGCAUGUAUUGUAGAAGACAUACUUAAAAAUGUGGGAGAGCAAUGGUACUCAGAUGAUCAUUGUGUAACAUACUUUUGUGAAUCAGCGAAUGGAAGUGUGUACAUACAAGCAAAUACCGAAAUUUGUCCAGGAAUCGAUCCGCAAUUGGAAUCAGAGUACGAGGUGGAAGAGCGCAAAAUCCCGGAAAAGUGUUGUCCAGAAUAUGUCAAAACGGCUUGUCGUAGCGACGGACAAAUAUAUAAAUCUGGAGAAAAAUGGAAAUCUUUCACAGAUAAUUGCAUCAUCGAAACAUGUGUUGGACCGAAUAUAACAAAGCACAAAGAGAUUGAAGUCUGUUCAACACAAUGUACUCUAGGAUGGUCGUACCAAGAAUCAGAAAAUGAUAAAUGUUGUGGAGAAUGCAAACAAACGUUUUGUGUAUUUGAAGAUACUUUGUAUCCACCUGGCACAACAUGGUCGUCCGAUGAUAACUGUACUACUUAUACAUGCAUGGAAAAAAAUGGACAACUAUCUCUUGCUGUAAGUCCAGUUGCUUGUCCAGAUAUAAGAGAUUGUCCUGCUGAAUCAAUUUAUUAUGAUCAGUGCUGCAAGCGAUGUAAUUUGAGUAUCCUUAAUAUAGAAAAAGAGAUUAACAGAACAUGCAAGACAAUUUUUGUGGAUGCAAACAAUACUAUAGGUAUGCUGGUUGCAAAUCAUCCUUUACAUGGGAAAUGUAAAAAUUUAGAUGCUAUUGAGGGUAUUAAACAAUGCAGUGGAACAUGUGAAUCUUCAACAUUUUUCAAUAGCGAAAAUUGGAAUCAAGUAAGUAACUGUUAUUGUUGUCAAGCAAAGGAGUAUAUUGGUAUCAUUGUCAAUUUAAUAUGCGAAGAUGGCAGAAGAUUGAAAAAGCAACUAGCAAUACCAAGUUCUUGUUCUUGUCAAAAUUGUGCUUUCGCAGACAUUAAAAACGAAAAUAGAAAGACAAAGAGCAAAGGUUAAUCUACAAAGGCUGUUUCUCGACUAUAUAUUUACUCUUUAUUAAUGUAUCUUAAUAAUGAAAUAUUUUUCUAUUUUAAAGUGUCAUAAAGAUAAUUUAAGAAAAUAUAUAAUAUAUCUACAUACAUAAGUUUAUAACGAAGAAAAUUAAAAUUAUCUAAAAUUUGUCGAAGAAAAUAUAAAACCUUUAUGUUUAA
This is a messenger RNA of Cataglyphis hispanica, 12216 nucleotides long. It is a transcript of the gene Hml, whose product is annotated as hemocytin. The coding region runs from base 92 to 12022 and encodes 3976 amino acids. The record is from RefSeq and is a predicted model, not a curated record. NCBI's taxonomy places the organism in Eukaryota, Metazoa, Arthropoda, Insecta, Hymenoptera, Formicidae. Gene Ontology annotation, cellular component: extracellular matrix; extracellular region. The transcript is spliced from 28 exons. Gene Ontology annotation, molecular function: chitin binding; protein binding.